Messenger RNA from Darwinula stevensoni, 1833 nucleotides. NCBI's taxonomy places the organism in Eukaryota, Metazoa, Arthropoda, Ostracoda, Podocopida, Darwinulidae. The record is from the annotation of a GenBank genome assembly.
AUUUGGCAAUAUUAUUUAAUUAUGUUAUUUAUGACAUUUAUUUAAUCCCUUCAGUGGAUAUGAUGUAUGUAUCAUUCAUGGUGAAAUGCCUCCUAGUUGGGUUUGACAUAAAAAAAGUUAUAUUUCAAGUUUGAGUCAAAUAUCAAUUCAAAACUUGAGAUAAGUGUAUAAACUCCAAAAAGAGUAGUAAAUGUCUUACACCAGCAUUAAUUAUUAUUCUCACAAAUAAAGUUUGACUCUGGUGGUAGACUUCUGCCUGAGAAAUUCCCCACUCAAAGGGUUAAUAGCUGGAGGUUAUUGCAUAAGUAGUCUCCCCAUAUGAAUAUAAUGUUUAUAUAGUAAUUUCCAGCCAGUUUUACCCAGGGUGACCUGCAUAGAUAAGGCAAGCAUUUAACGAAUGUGAUGUGUAUUGGACCUCUGAGUGAUUCUAUUUAUAAGUUGGUGUAGUUCCCAUAGGUGCACAAUGAGGAAUUAAAUCAAUUUAAAGUUUAGCUGAGAGGGUACAUUUCAUGCUUUAUUUAUCUACUGUAUUUUGACUCAAAUCUGCAUUAGACAAUUUUAUUAAACCAAGCAGAUAAUUAAUUUCAGAGGAGAUGUGGUGUAAUUGGAAUAAAUUCACUCCUAUCAAUAUUUAAUCUACAAAUUUCAGAUACUGAAGCCUUUUCCUUUAUUCACCACAUUCAGUGGGGAUAGUAGGGGCUUGAGUGUGGUUGGUUAAUUGAUCAAUUUAAUUCAUAAUUAAUCAUUAAAUUUUAAGUUAGGUUAGCAACUGCAAUAACACAUCUCUGGUAAUAGAAUAGAAAUAGCUUGCAGAUACCUACACCAGUGCCAGGAGUAAGAACAUGGGGACAUCACGCUAUGACAGGGCCAUUACUGUUUUCUCUCCAGAUGGACAUCUAUUCCAGGUUGAGUAUGCCCAAGAAGCAGUGAAGAAGGGUUCAACUGCUGUUGGAGUUAGAGGAAAAGAUGUGGUUGUUCUAGGUGUGGAGAAGAAAGCCAUUGCCCAGCUGCAAGAAGAACGAACCAUUAGGAAAAUCUGUCUUCUAGAUGAGCACAUUGUCAUGGCAUUUGCUGGUUUGACUGCAGAUGCCAGAAUCUUAAUUAAUCGAGCACGAGUUGAGUGUCAGUCACAUCGUCUUACUGUAGAGGACCCAGCUUCCUUGGAGUACAUCACUCGAUAUAUUGCAAGUCUGAAGCAACGCUACACCCAAAGCAAUGGCCGGCGGCCAUUUGGCAUUGCCUGCAUCAUUGGUGGUUUUGAUAUUGAUGGGACUCCUAGGCUAUACACAACAGAUCCUUCUGGGACCUAUCAUGAGUGGAAGGCUGAUGCAACUGGCAGGAGUGCCAAAACUGUCAGGGAAUUCCUGGAGAAAAACUAUGCUCCUGAAGCUGUUCAAACCAAGGAAGGUACCAUAAAGCUGGCCAUCCGUGCACUUCUAGAAGUUGUCCAAAGUGGAGGUAAGAACUUGGAUGUGGCUGUGAUGGAGAGAGGUGGUCCGAUGAAGAUGUUGGAACUCUCUGAAGUAGAUAAGUAUGUUACUGAGAUUGAGAAGGAGAAGGAGGAAGAAGCCGAAAAGAAGAAGCCCAAGAAAUAACACAUUUUUUUAAUGUGACACUUUUUUUUUUUCAGUGUUGCAUGUGGCAUAAAAAAAAAGCAAAUAACUCUACCUUGGAUAAUAAAAGCAAUGAAAACCAUCAUUCCAAGGUGUUCAUGGGGGUUUUCAUCAUCCAUAUCCCCUGCCCUAAAGAGAAAUUUUACUUUGUUCCAUUUUUUCUCUCACGUGAUGAAACCUUGUGGAAAUUGUUCUUGUUUGUAUGCAAAACAUAGCCAAC